AUGUCAACAGAGAGACACGUGGUUACUGUUUUAAUUUUUGAGAGAUAUGGAAACCAAUUACUCGAAGAAAUGGGCAAAAUUGCAUUAAAAUAUCCUGAGCUCCAAAUUGCUUGUUUUCUGCAUUUUAAUGAUUUCAAAGAAUCAAACCAUUGGGGGAAUACAGAUAUUUUAGUCCUUCACAUUAGAUCACAAACCGAAUUAGAUGAAUCCUUAGCAAAUAAUCCUAUAAAAUGGGUUCAUUCUCUUAGCGCAGGGGUUGAUACGAUAAUACAUUCAGAAUUGCUAAGGAGUAUGAAUAUUCCAUUAACUAAUGCUAAAGGAGCGUAUGACCGUGGAAUUGCUGAGUGAUGUAUUACAUCUAUGCUUUAUUUUCAAAAAAAUAUGCAACUGCUAUUUGAGCAGCAAAAAAAUCAUUCUUAUAAGCUAUUCCAAAUGCCAACUUUAUAUAGAACAACCUUAGUCAUAUUAGGAUAUGGAUCUAUAGGAAGAUACGUAGCUAAAUUAGCGAAAGUUUUUGGGAUGAGAAUUAUUGGAAUUAAACAAACUGCAUCAGAGCCAGAUGAAUAUGCUGAAGAAAUCGUAGAAAUUAGCAGACUUCAUGAAUUUUUGCCUCAAGCUGAUUUUUUUGUUAUGGCCCUGCCAAAACAUUCAUUGACUGUAGAUAUUAUUGGAGCCAAAGAGCUAUCGCUUCUGAAAAAUAGCGCAGUUUUAAUUAAUGUAGGGAGAGGAAUAAAUUUAGAUGAAGGUGCUUUAAUUCAAGCUCUUUAUACUAGGACUAUUAGAGGUGCAGCGCUUGAUGUAUUUAAAAAUGAACCUUUAUCUGCUGAUUCUAGACUUUGGGAUACCCCAAAUAUUUUGUUGACCCCACACAACUGCGCUGUUGUAGAUAAUGUGAUUGAGCUUUCUGUAAAUGUAUUCGAAAAACAUUUAAAAGAAUUUUUUGAAGGAUCUAUCAAAUCUUCAGUCGACUUCAAUAAAGGCUAUUAA
Molecule: messenger RNA, 987 nt
Organism: Blepharisma stoltei
Lineage: Eukaryota; Ciliophora; Heterotrichea; Heterotrichida; Blepharismidae
Source: the annotation of a GenBank genome assembly